CACUAAAAAGUGUUGCUUUGAGGUUCCAAUCUCUGAACUCGGAAUGUUUUAAUUUUUUUGUGCUUCACUGAUUACUCAUGGAUCUGUCAGUGCCCCGUCUCAAUUUGUUGCGGCUCUUGCUGUUGCUUUGCUUUUCGGCAAAUUUGAACCUUGCAUCAGUUAUAACCAUCGAAGAUAAUGGUUACAAGGGAAUUGUUGUCGCGAUUCAUAAUCAUGUACCGGAGGAUUUGGAGCUACUAGAAAAUUUGAAGACCUUGUUUUCAAGAGCAUCCACAUUCCUAUAUAACUCUACUCAAAAUGGACUGUACUUCAAAGAAGUUAAAAUCGUCGUUCCGCCUACGUGGUCCCAAAGACCAGAAUAUGAAAUUCUACCGGGAAAUUUCUUCAGUACGGCACACAUCAGGGUGGACACACCUAAUCCGGAAUAUAAGGAUACACCAUAUACUGUACAGCCUGGUGGAUGUGGAGAACCAGGACAGUACAUCCAUUUGACACCAUGGUUCCUCAAAGAACUUAAUGGCGAAACAGUCGACAUGUUUGGAGCACCAGAAAGGCAACUGGUUCACGAGUGGGCACAUCUAAAGUAUGGAGUAUUUGAUGAAUACGGCAUUCCUGGAGAUAAACGAUAUCCUAUGUUUUACAACGAAAAUGGAAAGAUCCGACCAACAAGCUGUGUGCGUGACAUUAAAGGUUGGAUAGAAUCCCGAGAUGGGGGACCAUGCAAAAUGACACUCGAUGGUGAGGUCGAGAAGGAUUGCAUUUUUAUCCCUAACAUGCACAGUAAUGAAGCGAAAGCUUCAAUUAUGUACAUGCCAUUUAUACCAUCAAUGGAAGGCUUUUGUGACGAUUCCAGUCACAAGCACAAUAUUUACGCCCCUACAAAGCACAAUGCUAUUUGUAAUUACAGAAGUACAUGGGAUGUGAUUUCGUCUCACAGUGAUUUUCAACAAAGAGUUAAGCGUGAUACUGCAUCCCAAGAACUGACGGAAACCUUGUUCCGAAUUAUACAAUCUCCGACAAAUCCUACAUCACGUUAUGUUUUGGUACUGGAUGUUUCUGGCAGUAUGAAUGGGCAGCCGAUGAAGCUACUCCACAGCGCCGCUACAAGAUUAGUAGAAGAUCGGAUACCUGACGGUGCAUACUUAGGGAUUGUUCAAUUUAGUACAGAAGCAAGUAUUUUGCAAAAUCUAACUAAAGUUGACAGUGUUACAAGAGCUGAACUUAGUAAAAGCCUACCCUCAUUAGAUGAUGGAGGACGAACAGCAAUUGGAAAAGGAUUGCAAGAAGCUAUAAAAGUUUUAACUUAUGCUAAUGGUACAGCAGAAGGAGGCUUGAUCAUGCUCAUAACGGAUGGUGAGGAAAAUGUGUUGCCAUUCAUUGAAGAUAUCCUUCCAAAAGUCUUGCAGCACAAUGUUAUCGUAAAUGCUGUUGCCUUUGGGUCCGAGGCAAGUCAUAAAUUAGAAAAUAUGACUACUGUAACAGGUGGCAGAGGAUACUUUUUCUCAAACAAUGGCAGCAGACCAGCGUCUGCUUUAGAUUCAGCGUUUUUGGAGUCCAUAACUUCACAAGCAGAUGUUGAACUACAGCCAGUUCAGUUGAAAGAUGAAAUGUUUACUCUGGACGAAGAAAUAACAUCGAAGUUUGUCUAUAUUGACAAAGAGCUUGGAAAGGAAACCAUUUUUACAGUAACUUCGCCACAUAUUAGUCGGAUUGGCGAUAUUGUGCUAAGAAGUCCAACCGGAACGCUGUAUGAUUCUACAAGCCCUUACUACAAUCGCGAUGAUGUUUCUCGCCAAAGAAUAAAAGUUGCUCUUCCGGAAGCAGAGUCAGGUAGAUGGGAGAUAAUAAUCCGACGAAGAGACGACUACCCUAUUAUGGCCGGAUUUGCCGUUACUUCAGAGCCUAAAGACAUUCGAGAUCAACCAAUUCGUGUACGCUCUUGGUUGAACGAAAUUCAGUUGAAAUUUCCAGCUCAUGCCAAAGUAUAUGCUGAAGUGAAAAAGGGAUAUUUGGCUGUCAUUGGUGCUACAGUCAUUGCAACAGUUGAGCGACCUGUGGGACCCACAAUUGAUGUUGUAUUAAGAGACGAUGGUAUAGGUGCUGAUGUUACAGAAAAUGAUGGAAUCUACACUGGUUAUUUUACUCAUUUCAAUGGAAAUGGAAGAUAUGCUGUGAUUGCCAGAAUUACAAAUGAUGGUCAAGCAAGGCUAAAGCAAACUGUUGCAUCUGCUUCGCAGCCCAUUCCUGUACAAAAAAGUUCUACAAGUGAAAAACCUACAGUUCAAUUUAGCCCCGAAGAUUUUGAAAUGGUGGAUGGUAAUAACACAGAAACAGAAACUGAAGAAGCACUUGAAUCAGCAAGCCAAUUCGACAGAUCAUCCAACACAGGGGCGUUCCGUUUGGAAGCUUGGUCACCAGACGCUGGAGAUGUCAUACCUCCCGGUGAUAUAUUGGAUCUAUUCGUAUUAUCAAUAAAGGAGGAAAACGACGAAGAAUAUGACGUCACAUUCCAGUUUACAAUGCCAGGAGAUGAUUUGGAUGAAGGAAUUGCUACAUCACUAACAAUGAGAGCAAGCAAAAAUCAAGAAGACUUGCUAUCUGAUUUCGAGAAUGGAUAUUAUAUUAAUGAAACGUUAAUUACCAAUGGAUCAUUAAUACCAACUGCAGCUGGUGAGAAAACGAUACUCACAAUUCAAAUUCCCGAGGAUCUCAAAAACCAUGAAAAAGAAGCCUGGACCAUAUAUUUUGCAGUUAGAGCAAAAGAUGAAACUGGGAAAGUGUCUUCAAAAUUCAACGUAGUGUCAGUUACAUUCGGUAUGCGAGAGCAAAUUAUCAGAAGUCUUAGCAGCAAAAAAGAAGAUGAAGAGGUAGUUGAAGAACCAGAGGAACCCGAAAUUGAAAUUUCAACAUUUGAACACACAUCAGAAGAGACCACCCAAAAUAAAAUUGAAGAUGACAGCGAAAUGUUUGACCACGUAGAAGAUAACGAUGAAACUGGAAAGACACCGAAAGAAAUGUCUGAGAAAAUGAGUAAAAGGGAAGAGUCUGAAAAUAAUGGAAAUAAUUCCUUUAAAUGGUGGCCUGUAGCUGUUGGGAUUGGAGUGGCAAUCAGCGUUAUAAUGGUAGUCGUUCUGAUAGCGGUGUUAGUUUUAAAGAAGGCAAGAAUGAAAACUUACUCUUCGGUGCAACGUGAACAGUGUUGAACUAACUUGAACGUUUUUUGCAGUUCGUCUCCCCCUUCAUCAAUAUAAAUUUUACGUGAUGUUUUUACUCUACAUUGAUUUUUUUAUCUGGCAUAGGUGUGUGUGUGUGUUACUUAACUAUCUUUAUAAAAUAAAAUAUGAUUUGAAAAAUAUUUUUGCACUUAAAGUUAAAUUAAUCGUUAAUAAGUACUUUUUGGUAAAAAAAAUGUUUCUAGUGAUUUUAAAAUAUUACAUUUUAAGAAUGAAGUAAAAUCAUAAGCAUGUAUAAAGCAUCAUUUUUGUAAGCAAUGAAUGGACUUUGGUGUAAAGAAAUUUUUCAAAUGAAAUUUACGACAAAAAAUCAGACUGCUCUAAUGUGCCUCGU
Uloborus diversus is the source of this 3567-nucleotide messenger RNA. Its product is annotated as calcium-activated chloride channel regulator 1-like. Lineage: Eukaryota; Metazoa; Arthropoda; Arachnida; Araneae; Uloboridae. The transcript has 13 exons. The record is from RefSeq and is a predicted model, not a curated record. Bases 78 to 3203 code for a protein of 1041 amino acids.